Molecule: messenger RNA, 2229 nt
Organism: Hibiscus syriacus
Lineage: Eukaryota; Viridiplantae; Streptophyta; Magnoliopsida; Malvales; Malvaceae
Product: protein EMSY-LIKE 3-like
Exons: 11
Coding region: 527-1801 (424 amino acids)
Biological process (GO): defense response to fungus
Cellular component (GO): nucleus
Source: RefSeq, a predicted model, not a curated record
UGUCAAUCAUACUCUCCGGGGAUCCCAACGAAAUAUUUUCUCAGACACAAAGAAUUCACAAGCUAAAUCCUUAUUUUACCCGUACAUCUCCAUAUCUCUCCUGAAUUCCUUGAAUCUCAAUAUUUUCUCAAAUUUCAUCCAAAAAUAGUAACUCUGGAAAAUAACUUUGUCCCUUUUGCGAAUAUGUGUAGAAUUUGAUUCUAUUUUUUUUUGCUUUGAGGACGGCAAAAUUUUGGAAAAGCGUCGUUUCAUUUCAUUUUGGAGCUGCUCGGAGUAAGUUUAUGGAAGAGUUUGGUUGAAGUUUUAUUGCUGUCAAAGCCGAUUAGAAGUGAAUUUUUCUGGUUCAAAUUUGAAGAACUUUCGAUGAAAUAAUUGGCUUUCAACCAUCAGCACGGGAGGGGCUUUGACGGGCAAGGUGUUUGUAUCUUUUCUAUCUUAACAACUUAGCAGCUUGCUCUCUCGCUUCUAUUGGUUUGGAGCAGCAUUUUCAUAGAGGUUUGGUAAGAUUGAUUUUGAAGGAUCUGUCAUGGACUAUGGGCUUUCUGAUAGCAGUGGAACAGAUGAUGACCUCCCUACUUCACAUCAGAAUAGAUUUCAAAGACGGGGUCAUACUGCUGCUGGAAAUGGAAGAUCAGCACUUAUAGGGUCUGCUCCUUUGCGUAGGAUGCAUGGUGACAUGGAAACACAAAUCCAUAUCAUCAAGCAGGAAGCAUACAGUUCAAUCCUGCGGGCCUUCAAAGCUCAAUCAGAUGCUUUAACUUGGGAGAAAGAAAGUUUAAUUACUGAACUCAGAAAGGAGCUGAGAGUAUCAGAUGAGGAACAUAGGGAGCUUCUAUUGAGGGUUAAUGCUGAUGACAUGAUCCGGAGGAUAAGGGAAUGGAGAAUGGCAAGUGGGCUCCAGCCUGGCAUGCUCAGUACAAGUCAGCCUAUUCUUGACCCUGUACCAAGUCCUACAGUAUCAGGAUCACGCAAGAAGUUAAAAACAUCAGCUUCAUUUUCCAUGGGCGCACCAUCUCCUGCAUUGCAUCCAUCAAUGCAAAAACCAUCUUCAUUGGCCUCUAGACGAGGUCCUCCACCAGGAGCAGACAGCAAGAAGUCAAAAUCUAUGACACAGAACCCUUCCAGAGGCCUUCCUGGAAGGUCCAAAGCUCAUAAUCGUACUUCUUCAGGGGCCUUUGCAAAAAAUGGACCUGCUGAAGCAGCACCGUAUGACUCAUUAAUUGGAAAGAAAGUUUGGACAAGGUGGCCUGAAGACAACCAUUUCUAUGAGGCUGUUAUUACAGACUAUAACCGGGUUGAGGGGAGGCAUGCUUUGGUUUAUGAUAUAAAUACGGCAGAUGAAGCCUGGGAAUGGGUCAACCUCAAAGAGAUAUCUCCUGAAGAUAUUAGAUGGGAAGGUGAUGAUCCUGGAAUACCCCGUAGAGGUGGCUGCCCUGGUCUAGGCCGUGGGAUUAAGAAGUCCUUGGCUUCUAGUGGGGUGGCUGGAGCAGGAAGAGGUAGGGGGAGUUCAAAGGGUCAGGCUAACCAAGAUUUUCCUUUGAUGCAAAAUGGUGUUGGAAACAAGGUUUUGGAGGAUAUUGAGAUACUUCAUACAGAUUCUCUAAUUAAGGAGGUAGAAAACGUUUUUGGUGCAAGCCAUCCAGAUUCCAUAGAAAUUGAGAAUGCAAAGAAAGUACUGAAAGAGCAUGAGCAAGCCCUAGUUGAUGCAAUUGCGAGGCUUGAAGGUGCAUGUGACGGUGCAAGUGCAGAUGGAGAGCAUCCAUUCUCACAAGGGCGGUCAAUGGACCAAGAAAGAGCAUGAAGAAAUCGACCGUACAAUAAUGAGAUGGGUGACGAUAGACUGAUCAAAGGGUCUGAUGGCGCAAUAAAAUGACGGGAGGUGCUCCGUAAGUUUGGUGUAGCGAAAUUUAACCAGCUUGUAUAUACAGUAGCAGUAGCUGUGGGGUUCUUAACUGGGCAAAUGCUUUUUGUAAUCAAUGUUUUAAGCCUUGAGGUCAACGGUCAUAUGUUUGGUUCCUAAUACUCUUUAGUUAGCAGGCUAUUGUAACUUUAAUCUAACUGUAAAUUAGGAAAAUAUUCUGUAUGAAGUUUUAAAAUAUUACUGUUAAAUCUCCCUGACUGUCAAAUUUUAAAUUCAUUAUGUUUGCAGCCAAGUUUAGUGGAACUCAAUGUUUUCACUUGCAUCACGCAGGAUGGAAACCAAAGGUCAAAGUUCCUGCAAAUUACACA